Messenger RNA from Sardina pilchardus (European sardine), 3656 nucleotides. Its product is annotated as gastrula zinc finger protein XlCGF57.1-like. The transcript is spliced from 3 exons. Gene Ontology annotation, molecular function: RNA polymerase II cis-regulatory region sequence-specific DNA binding; DNA-binding transcription factor activity, RNA polymerase II-specific. NCBI's taxonomy places the organism in Eukaryota, Metazoa, Chordata, Actinopteri, Clupeiformes, Clupeidae. Gene Ontology annotation, biological process: regulation of transcription by RNA polymerase II. The coding region runs from base 180 to 2078 and encodes 632 amino acids. The record is from RefSeq and is a predicted model, not a curated record.
GUUUCAGCCAUGGUUUCAGCAGCAACGGUGGUUCAAAGAUAGUGAAUACAACUGCGUGGAUGAACACCUUUUCUCGAUCUGUGCAAUCUAGACGGUCUAUUAACUGAUCUCCGAGUGAAGAGCUUAAUUGAGUGACUCGAGAAAACUUUGGAUGGGAUCAUCUUUGGUGCGUUGGGAACAUGGAUCUCGGACUUCAGUUAAAUUCAGACCGUAAUGACGCUACAGAAACGCAAUACCAGCUGACCGUAAUGAUGAAAGAAGAAGAUGAUAUCGUAGAAGAGACCUAUGGGAAUAUAAUUGCAUUUGAACUUGAUGAAGAACAGCUUCAGUAUAGAACUGGAUCAGACUUAGCGGAGUCCAAAUUGAAGCCUGCUCAUACCGAGACACUAGGCCUACAGACAACAGCGGAGAUUGAAGUGACUAUUGAAGACGAUGAGCACGAUCUGCUGGAAAGUGCAUCAGAAUAUCCACACGGAACCCAACAGGAGACACAUGGACAGAGUGAUGAGCUCAGCCUGCAACUCAAAGGAAGACGGCACCACUGCACUGUGUGCUGGAAGAGUUUCAGGACCCUGAGAGCACUCGAGAAACACCAGCAAACACACUCAGUCAGGGUGAAUUUGACCACAUCCUCACUAGCUAGCCGCCACGUGCAGAAACACACUGGAGAGAAGCCUUAUGAAUGUUUCAAGUGUGGUAAAGUUUUUUCACACUCGUCAAGUCUUGCACGGCACAUGCAUUUACACGUUGGAGAGAACUAUCAUAAAUGUUCCCAGUGUGGAAAAGGUUUUUUACGCGCAUCUUGUCUUGCACGCCACAUGCUCGUACAUGCUGCAGAGAAGCCUUACGAAUGUUUCCGGUGUGGAAAAGGUUUUUCACACUCGUCAAGUCUUUCACGGCACAUGAAUGUGCACAAAGGAGAGCUGUCUCGUAAAAAAAGACCUGCAGAGCAGCGUCAUAACUGUUCGCAGUGUGGAAAAGUGUUUUCUCACCUCUUGACGCUUAAAUACCACAUGCUAACACAUACGGGAGAGAAGUAUCACAAAUGUCCCCAGUGUGGAGAACUUUUCCCAUUUAUUUCAACUCUAACAACCCACAUGCUAACACACACUGGAGAGAAGACUCAUAAAUGUGCCCAGUGUGGAAACGCAUUUAGAAUCUCCUCAGAUCUGACACGCCACAUGCUCACACACAUUGGAGAAAAGCCUCAAAAAUGUGCCCAGCGUGGCAAAACUUUUUCACAAAUUUCAACUCUUAAAAGCCACAUGCUAACAUACGCUAAAGAGAAGCCUCAUCAAUGUACUCGAUGUGGAAAAGGUUUUAGUCACAGCUCAAGCCUUUCACGCCACAUGCAUGAACAUAAAGGAGAGAAGCCUCAUAAAUGUGUCCAGUGUGGAAAACGGUUUUAUCAAAGUUCAGGUCUUAAUCGCCACAUGCUUACACAUACUGGAGAGAAGCCUCAUCAAUGUGCCCAGUGCGGAAAAGGUUUUACACAAAGUUCAACUCUUUCAUGCCACAUGCUAACACACACUGGACAGAAGCCUCAUAAAUGUGCCCAGUGUGGAAAAGGUUUUACACAAACUUCAGUGCUUAAAAAACACAUGCUACUACACCAUGUAGAGAGACCUCAUAAAUGUGCCCAGUGUGGAAAAGCUUUUAGAACAUCCCAAUGUCUUCGACGCCACAAACUUGGACACACUGGAGAGAAGCCUCAUACAUGUCCCCAGUGCGGAAAAGGUUUUACACAAAGGUCAAGUCUUUCAUGCCACAUGCGAGCACACACUGGAGAGAAGCCUCAUAAAUGUUCCCAGUGCGGAAAAAGCUUUUCACGAAUUUCAAUUCUUAAAAGACACAUGCUCAUUCACACUGGAGAGACGCCUGCCCAGCUUGGGGAAAAAAAUCGACAACUUUCUCGUCUUAGAAAGUCUCACAUGCUAUCCCACGCUGGAGAGAGGCCUUAUGAAUGUUCCCGAUGUGGAAAAGAUUUUUCACAUGCGUCGAGUUGUUAUCGCCACAUACGUCAGCAUCACGUUGAGGACAAGAACCUCAUGAGAUCCCUAGCAAAUGCACACUGUUAGCGUGAAUCAAAAGCAGAGCAAGACGCCUCGUAUAUGUGCUCAUUGUAAAAAAGCGUACCGAUAAGUCGCUAAGCUCUAAUACCCAAUGUGGGUGAUUAUAACAGGUUUACACUAUUUAAAGGGACACUUCAGCGAUUAGCAUUAAGCUUUGUAUCUUUAGAAAACCAGUCAUGUUUUUGAAUGGUCGUGCAUUAUUCCCUCAGUUUGCCUCGAGAUGGGAGGAAUACAGAUUUCAGUGAAACCCAUGAAUAGGACUUCCUGCUUUCAAUGAUGUAAAAUGAUGAUUUUUACAUAUUUGAAAGCAGGAAGUCCAACAUUGAAAUCCGUAUUUCUCCCAUCUCAAGGCAAACUGAGGGAAUGAUGCACGACCAUUCAAAAACAUGACUGGUUUUCUAAAGAUACAGAGCUUAAUGCUAAUCGGUGAAGUGUCCCUUUAACAAUGUAAAGGAUAUGGUAAUGUUGGAAACAUGCCAAUGUGUGUAGUGGCGCUCGACCUUAAUAGACCUCUGAAGUUAGCCUACAAAAAAGCUGCCAUCUUUGAGAUUCUGUAUCUGGCGAUUUUUCCUAUGGGAAAAUAACAUGGGGAUUUUUUAAUUAUCGCACCUGUUAAACUCUCGCGGGGACGAUAUAGUCUUAAAUAAAGACGUUUUCCCGAACACACUUUUGUCCUCUGCCUUCUUGUGCAUACUGUGAUCUCCGGUACGUGAAGUCAGCACACUUUCAUUUUUGCUACCCCAGAGCUAACUGGCUAACUAACUUAAUGGCAAGUUGCAUCGCAAGUUAGCUCUGGGGUAGCAAAAAUCAAAGUCUGCCGCCUUCGCGUACCGGAGAUCACAGAUUCCUCUCGAAGGCAGAGGGCAAAAGUGUGUUCAGGAAAACACCUGAAUUUCCAAUUUUGUCAUCCACGCGAAAGUUUAACAGUGUGAUAAUUCCAAAUCCCCAUGUUAAUUUCCCAUAGGAAAAAUCGUCAGAUACCGUAACUCCUUACAUAGGCAAAGAUGGUAGCUGUUUUUGUAGGCGAACUUCAGAGGUCUAUACACCCCUCCGGAGUGCGUAGCUGGAUAGGUGCUCUAAGCCAUGGCAGAAUGCACAUGAGUUGUAUAAGAAACGCCCAGAUUUUGGGGUUGCUCCACCCAAAAUGCCUAACUACCUUUUAUCACGCGUAAAUGACAGAUUUAAGUGAGGGGAAGAAUGUUCACAGAGUGAAAUGUGCGUAGUUGCACGUUUUUUUUGGAAUUACGCACUCUUACCCGCAUGGGAGAAUUCCCCCUAAAGGAUUAGAUGAAUGUGAUCAUUUAUGUUUGGGCCUGCAAUUGCUGGUACAACCGUUAAAACCCAUAUUCUAAUAUACAAAGAAGAAGAAAAAAAGCAUACCCAGUGUAAAACAUACAUUAUGGUGUUAGCAGCAGAUGCUAAUUGUGGUGUUAGCAACAUAUGCUAACACCAUAAUUAUCUAUAUAUUGCUCUCUUUCUGUAAAAAAUGUUUCUUAUAAAUGUGUUUGGUUAUUGUAGGAAAAACAUUGAUGAAAUGUAUACAUGCAAAAAAAUAUAUAUAUCUUUUUUUCUGAAUAAAAUAUA